CAGUCGAGUCGAGUUUUUCAGCAGGAAGCACACACAUAAAUUUAUUAACGAACCCAGCUUAUGGCCAAAUGAUGAGAAGUGUGUGAAAAAAUAUCUGAAUUUACCACCGAACUGCUGCAGUUCGCAGUCCAAAAAGAAAGGAAAAAUCCGACAUUCGGACAGUGAGCGAACGAACUUUGUGUGUCAUAAUAAUAAAUGCUCCGUUGGCUGUUCGCGAUGAAAUUAUUUAUGAAAAAUAAAUGGAGUAACUCCCCCUGGAUGCUGCGCCUGGUCCUGAUCCUGACCAUGCUGCAGCUGCUGCAGGAGUGUAUGGCUGCCACCGUCGACCCCGCCACAACCACGAAUGCAACAUGCAGACAUGCCACGGACAUGUGGGGAGAUCCGGACCCCAACGUAUUCUACGUGUGCUCCGAUGGCGGACAACCGCUGCAGCUGGAGUGUCCGCCGGGCCGGGGAUUUUUCAGCGGUCUCGGUUAUCUGGGCUGUUUGCCCUAUGGCCACUGGCCAGCCUGCCGGCCCUCGGAGGAGCAGUUGGCCGUCCAGUUGUCAGCUGGCUGUGACAGCACUGCCGGCAUUGUGCCAGCGCCCUGGGCCUCGCCGGAUCCCAAUCGAUUCUACCUGUGUCCCAGCACAAGUGCCACACCUCUGCUGCUCAACUGCGCCGCCGGCAGAGGAUUCGUGGCCAGUUCCGAGGUGGUGGGCUGUGCGGACUGGUCACAAUGGCGUCGCCAGACGGAGUGCGAGGCGUACUACUGAUCCUGCGGAAAACCAUGUACUCGCUAUAUCAAUAAUCACAUCAAUGACCUGGUUUUUGCCUGCCCC
Molecule: messenger RNA, 822 nt
Organism: Drosophila erecta
Lineage: Eukaryota; Metazoa; Arthropoda; Insecta; Diptera; Drosophilidae
Exons: 1
Coding region: 196-756 (186 amino acids)
Source: RefSeq, a predicted model, not a curated record